Musa acuminata AAA Group (dessert banana) is the source of this 2431-nucleotide messenger RNA. RefSeq names its product MDIS1-interacting receptor like kinase 2-like. Gene Ontology annotation, molecular function: ATP binding; protein binding; protein kinase activity. Gene Ontology annotation, biological process: protein phosphorylation. The coding region runs from base 512 to 2431 and encodes 639 amino acids. The record is from RefSeq and is a predicted model, not a curated record. Lineage: Eukaryota; Viridiplantae; Streptophyta; Magnoliopsida; Zingiberales; Musaceae. The transcript is spliced from 2 exons.
UUCCUUUUGAGAUUGGGAAUCUAAUUGAAGUUACUAAUCUAUCACUCUCAAAAAAUAUUUUGACUGGUCUCGUUCCUUCCUCUACAGGAAAUAUGACCAAAUUAAAGAUCCUUUACCUUUGGGAUAAUCAAUUAUCUAAUUUUAUUCCUCUUGAGAUUGGAAAUCUAAUUGAAGUUACUGAUCUCAUACUCUCAACGAAUCUUUUGACGGGUCCCAUCCCUUCCUCUAUAGGAAAUAUGACUAAAUUAAAUAUUCUUUAUCUUUUGGAUAAUCAAUUAUCCGGUUUUAUUCCUUUUGAGAUUGGGAAUCUAAUUGAAGUUACUGAUCUGGCACUCUUCAAAAAUCUACUAAGUCCCGUCCCUUCCUCUAUAGUAAAUAUGACUAAACUCAUAAAACGGAGAUCAAGAACAUUCGUGGACUGAUAUACCUAGUGUUGUCAAAUAAUAGCUUCUCUGGCUAUUUACCCCAAGAUAUAUGUAAAGGUGGAGCCCUACAAUUCCUCAUUCUUCAAAUGAACAAUUUCGAAGGUCCCAUUCCCACGACCUUGAAAAAUUGUACGACACUAGAAAGGGUCCGUCUUGAACACAACCAACUCACCGGAGAUGUAUCUCAAUGUCUUGGAGUAUAUCCCUAUCUUUCUUAUAUCGAUUUGAGCUUCAAUCAACUCUCCGGUACACUCUCACCAGACUGGGCAAGAUGGCACAAUCUGACGCUCUUCAGAAUCUCAAAUAACAACAUCACCGGAGUCAUACCCACCGAGUUUGGGCAGUUGACGAAACUGCAAGGGCUGGACCUCUCGGGCAACUACCUACAAGGAGAGAUCCCAAAGAGCUUCGGCAGCUUAACCCUUCUAUACAAUCUGAGCUUGGGCAACAACCAACUCGUCGGCCAGGUGCCUUCGGAGUUUGGAAUGCUGUCCAAUCUCGAACUGCUUGAUCUCUCAUCCAACAACUUGGCAGGAAGAAUCCCAGAUCAAUUAGGCAACUGCAUGAAACUCCGAUCGUUGAAGCUUAACAACAACAACUUCAAUGGAACCAUUCCUUUGGCCAUUGGUAAUCUGGUGGUCCUUCAAGACACGUUUGACGUCAGCCACAACUCACUAACAGGGGAGAUUCCAUCCCAACUCAGCAAAUUGGUGAUGCUGCAAAUCCUGAAUCUAUCGCAUAAUUCCUUGUCGGGUCAUCUUCCAUCUUCGCUAACGUAUAUGACGAGCUUGUCUACCGUAGAUGUAUCCUACAAUGAACUGGACAGCCCUGUUCCGGAUAGCCCAGCUUUCCGAAGAGCCCCGGCGGAGUGGUUUGCCCAUAACAAUUAUCUGUGUGGAGUUGUUCGAGGAUUGCCUCCGUGUGUUACACUCGGUACUCCAACAAAAGAUGACCGACGCAAGCGCCACAAAGUGGUUGUAAUAGCCAUCAUUCCUUCCGUCGUCGUCUUCCUUCUCUUGUUUGUAUUCACUGCAGCUGCUUUUCAAUUGCACAAGAGAAAGAAGCCGGCAGUACCGGUCGAUGAUAAUCACAUCAAAGAAGGUGCAUUCUCUAUAUUGAAUUUUGAUGGAAGAGACGUAUACAAGGACAUCAUCGAAGCCACCGAAGAUUUCGAUGCCAAGUACUGUAUCGGAAGCGGUGCAUACGGCAGUGUCUACAGAGCAGAGUUAGCAAGUGGGGAACUGCUAGCGGUGAAGAAGAUUCAUCUACCAGACACUGAAGGUACAUGCGACGAGCAACCCUUUCAAACUGAGAUACAAACUCUGACUCAAAUUCGACAUCGCAAUAUCGUCAAGCUUUACGGGUUCUGCUCCUCUCCCCGACGCAAAUUUCUGGUGUACGAGUACAUGGAGAGAGGAAGUCUGGGAUCUGUCCUCCGAAGCGAGACUGCAGCUGAAUUGGACUGGGUGAAGAGGGUGACCAUCGUGAAGGAUGUCGCCUGUGCUUUAUCCUACAUGCAUCAUGACUGCACACCACCCAUCGUUCAUCGAGAUAUUACCAGCAACAACAUCCUACUUGAUUCCGAAUUCAAGGCUUGUGUUUCCGACUUUGGAAUUGCUCGACUACUGAAGCCGGAUUCAUCAAAUUGGACCAUGCUUGCAGGCACACGGGGUUACUUAGCACCAGGUGAUUUCGCAGUGGUGACACUGGAGUUACUGAUGGGAGAGUAUGGAGAAGUGCUCAUUUCCAUUCUGUUGUCUUCACCGAUCAACGAUAGCUUUGUGAAAGAUGUAUUAGACCGACGUCUAACCGUUCCGGAUGGUCAAGUUGCGGAUGAAGUAGUUGCAAUUUUGAGCUUGGCUCUUCGCAGCGUGGACAACCACCCUGAAUCACGCCCGACAAUGAAACAGGUCUCCGACAAGUUAUGCGUGGUCAGAACACCCCCACCAAGCCUCCGAUCUAUUGAUGCAUUGAAGUUUUCUGACUUGAUGAGCGUGGAGAUAUGA